CGGCGCUGGGAGGAACGCCAGCCGGGUUGGCGCAGGUUGGACCCCGGCUGUGGCCCCUGGCAUCCUUGGUUACGUCUCCUAGCUAUGUUGCCAGCAUCGUUCGUGGAGUCCCAGUGAUGCUCCGCACUCUCCGAAACGCCGUAACUUUACUGUUACGUGAUCGUAAAUCUCCAGCGAGCCCAGCCCUACCCCGAGCGUCCGAGGGCCCGGUAACACCUCAAGACCCUUUCUGGGGAAGCCGCCAGCAACGGGCAUCCCUCGAGCCGCCACCUGCCGGGCAGAAAAGCGGCCCCGGUUUCAGGUGCGCAGGGGGCGGGGCUUCCGGCAGUAGAGGGGCGGGCCCAGAGUGACUACGUCGCACCGAGUCGACGUCGCACGGCUCCGAAGACUCCGAGCCCCCAGACCCGCCGCCCAGCCUGAAGCAGCUGAUGGAGGCUCCGCUGCAAACCGGCAUGGUGCUGGGCGUGAUGAUCGGAGCCGGAGUGGCCGUGAUGGUUACGGCCGUGCUCAUCCUGCUGCUGGUGCGGAGGCUGCGAGUGCCAAAAACCCCAGCCCCGGAAGGCCCCCGUUAUCGAUUCCGGAAGCGGGACAAAGUGCUUUUCUAUGGCCGGAAGAUUAUGCGGAAGGUGUCACAAUCCACUUCCUCCCUGGUGGAUGCCUCAGUCUCCACCACUUCCCGGCCACGCAUGAAGAAGAAACUUAAGAUGCUCAACAUUGCCAAGAAGAUCCUGCGCAUCCAGAAAGAAACGCCAACACUGCAGCGGAAGGAGCCCCCACCUGCAGUGCUUGAGGCUGACCUGACAGAGGGUGACCUGGCCAAUUCCCAUCUGCCCUCUGAGGUGCUCUACAUGCUCAAGAACGUCCGGGUGCUGGGCCACUUCGAGAAGCCACUUUUCCUGGAGCUUUGCCGACACAUGGUCUUCCAGCGGCUCGGCCAGGGGGAUUAUGUCUUCCGGCCGGGCCAGCCGGAUGCCAGCAUCUACGUGGUACAGGACGGACUGCUGGAGCUUUGUCUGCCUGGGCCUGAUGGGAAAGAGUGUGUGGUGAAGGAAGUGGUCCCCGGGGACAGUGUCAACAGCCUUCUGAGCAUCCUAGACGUCAUCACCGGUCACCAGCAUCCCCAGCGCACAGUGUCUGCCCGGGCGGCCCGCGACUCCACGGUGCUGCGGCUACCAGUAGAGGCCUUCUCCACUGUCUUCACCAAGUACCCUGAGAGCUUGGUGCGCGUUGUGCAGAUCAUCAUGGUGAGGCUGCAGCGGGUCACCUUCCUGGCACUUCACAACUACCUGGGUCUUACCAAUGAGCUCUUCAGCCACGAGAUCCAGCCACUCCGCCUCUUCCCAAGCCCCGGCCUCCCAGCCCGCACCAGCCCUGUGCGUGGCUCCAAGCGGAUGGUUAGCGCCUCAACCACCGAGGAACCGAAAGAGACCCCUGGCCGGCCACCCGACCCCACUGGGGCCCUACUGCCUGGACCUGCUGGGGACCCAGUGAAGCCCACAUCCCUGGAAGGCUCCUCGGCCCCUCUGCUGAGUCGCUGCAUUUCCAUGCCAGUGGAUAUCUCAGGCUUGCAGGGCGGCCCCCGCUCGGACUUCGACAUGGCAUAUGAGCGCGGCCGGAUCUCCGUGUCCCUGCAGGAAGAGGCCUCCGGGGGGUCCCAGGCAGCCCCGGCUCGGACCCCCACUCAGGAGCUCCGGGAGCAGCCAGCAGGCGCCUGUGAGUACAGCUACUGCGAGGAUGAAUCGGCCACUGGUGGCUGUCCCUUUGGACCCUACCAAGGCCGCCAGACGAGCAGCAUUUUUGAGGCAGCAAAGCGGGAGCUGGCCAAGCUGAUGCGGAUUGAGGACUCCUCCCUCCUGAACAGCCGCGUUUUGCUGCAUCACGCCAAAGCUGGCACCAUCAUUGCCCGCCAAGGGGACCAGGAUGUGAGCCUGCACUUUGUGCUCUGGGGCUGCCUGCACGUCUACCAGCGCAUGAUAGACAAGGCCGAGGAUGUGUGCCUGUUCGUGGCGCAGCCGGGGGAGCUGGUGGGGCAGCUGGCGGUGCUCACCGGCGAGCCCCUCAUCUUUACACUGCGUGCCCAGCGGGACUGUACCUUCCUGCGCAUCUCCAAGUCCGACUUCUAUGAGAUCAUGCGAGCUCAGCCCAGUGUGGUACUGAGUGCAGCACACACGGUGGCCGCCAGGAUGUCAUCCUUUGUGCGGCAGAUGGACUUCGCCAUUGACUGGACAGCGGUGGAGGCCGGUCGGGCGUUGUACAGGCAGGGUGACCGCUCUGACUGCACCUACAUCGUGCUCAAUGGGCGCCUACGCAGCGUCAUCCAGCGCGGCAGUGGCAAGAAAGAGCUGGUGGGCGAGUAUGGACGUGGGGACCUCAUCGGUGUGGUGGAGGCGCUGACCCGGCAGCCACGCGCCACUACAGUGCACGCGGUGCGCGACACAGAGCUGGCCAAGCUCCCUGAGGGCACCUUGGGCCACAUCAAGCGGCGGUACCCACAGGUCGUGACCCGUCUCAUCCAUCUGCUGAGCCAGAAGAUCCUGGGAAAUUUGCAGCAGCUACAGGGACCCUUCCCAGGCUCAGGGCUGGGCGUACCCCCACACUCGGAGCUCACCAACCCAGCCAGCAACCUGGCAACAGUGGCAGUCCUGCCCGUGUGUGCUGAGGUACCCAUGGUGGCCUUCACACUGGAGCUGCAGCACGCCCUACAAGCUAUCGGCCCCACAUUACUCCUCAAUAGUGACAUCAUCCGGGCCCGCCUGGGGGCAUCUGCGCUGGAUAGCAUCCAAGAGUUCCGGCUGUCAGGGUGGCUGGCCCAGCAGGAGGACGCGCACCGCAUCGUGCUCUACCAGACCGACGCAUCGCUGACGCCGUGGACCGUGCGCUGCCUGCGCCAGGCCGACUGCAUCCUCAUCGUGGGGCUGGGCGACCAGGAACCCACCCUCGGCCAGCUGGAGCAGAUGCUGGAGAAUACGGCGGUGCGCGCCCUCAAGCAGUUGGUCCUGCUGCACCGCGAGGAGGGCCCGGGCCCCACGCGCACCGUCGAGUGGCUAAACAUGCGCAGCUGGUGCUCGGGCCACCUGCACCUGCGCUGCCCACGCCGCCUCUUCUCGCGCCGCAGCCCCGCCAAGCUGCACGAGCUCUACGAGAAGGUUUUCUCCCGGCGCGCUGACCGGCACAGCGACUUCUCCCGCCUGGCGCGAGUGCUCACGGGAAAUACCAUCGCCCUGGUGCUGGGCGGGGGCGGGGCCAGAGGCUGCUCACACAUCGGGGUGCUGAAGGCGUUAGAAGAAGCGGGGGUCCCUGUCGACCUGGUGGGCGGCACAUCCAUCGGCUCCUUCAUCGGGGCUCUGUAUGCGGAGGAGCGCAGCGCCAGCCGCACCAAGCAGCGGGCCCGCGAGUGGGCCAAGAGAAUGAAUUCGGUGCUGGAGCCGGUGCUGGACCUCACCUACCCUGUCACCUCUAUGUUCACGGGGUCAGCGUUCAACCGCAGCAUCCACCGGGUCUUCCAGGACAAGCAGAUUGAGGACCUGUGGCUGCCAUACUUCAAUGUGACAACAGACAUCACUGCAUCGGCCAUGCGUGUCCACAAAGAUGGCUCCCUGUGGCGGUAUGUGCGUGCCAGCAUGACACUCUCGGGCUACCUGCCCCCACUGUGUGACCCCAAGGACGGGCACCUCCUCAUGGACGGCGGCUACAUCAACAACCUGCCAGCGGACAUUGCCCGCAGCAUGGGGGCCAAGACGGUCAUUGCCAUCGAUGUGGGAAGCCAGGACGAGACAGACCUCAGCACCUACGGAGACAGCCUGUCUGGCUGGUGGCUGCUGUGGAAGCGGCUGAACCCCUGGGCAGAGAAGGUCAAGGUCCCGGACAUGGCUGAGAUCCAGUCCCGCCUGGCCUACGUGUCCUGCGUGCGGCAGCUGGAGGUGGUCAAGUCCAGCUCCUACUGCGAGUACCUGCGCCCGCCCAUUGACUGCUUCAAGACCAUGGACUUCGGGAAGUUCGACCAGAUCUCUGAUGUGGGCUACCAGUACGGGAAGGCCGUAUUUGGGGGCUGGAGCCGCGGCGACAUCAUCGAGAAGAUGCUCACAGACCGGAGGUCUACGGACCUUAAUGAGAGCCGCCGCUCGGAUGUGCUUGCCUGCCCCAGUUCUGGCUUCACUGACCUGGCAGAGAUCGUGUCGCGGAUCGAGCCCCCCACAAGCUACGUUUCUGAUGGCUGUGCUGAUGGGGAGGAGUCGGAUUGCCUGACUGAGUAUGAGGAGGACGCGGGACCCGACUGCUCACGGGAUGAGGGGGGCUCUCCCGAGGGCGCGAGCCCCAGCGCUGCCUCUGAGGUGGAGGAGGAGAAAUCGAUUCUCCGUCACCGGCACUGUCUGCCCCAGGGCCCUUCCAGCUCGGCGGCAGACCCCUGAGGAUCUCGCAGAGGGUCCCCCAAGCUCACACCUGAGGCCUCCUGGGAACUGCCCCUGGACUGGGCUGGGUGUGGGCCCUAUGGGGCCUCUCCCCUACCCUCCACCUGCUGCUAUGCCUGUGACCCCCCUCGGUCCCCCUUGGCCCCCAGGGCCUACACACUGGACUGACCUGCCCCUGAGGGGAGGGCAGCACUGCACUGAUGACUCCCGACCAACAAACCCCUAAUAAACCUUCAGCUCCAGGAA
Messenger RNA from Choloepus didactylus (southern two-toed sloth), 4655 nucleotides. RefSeq names its product patatin like phospholipase domain containing 6 (gene PNPLA6). Gene Ontology annotation, biological process: phosphatidylcholine metabolic process. NCBI's taxonomy places the organism in Eukaryota, Metazoa, Chordata, Mammalia, Pilosa, Megalonychidae. Gene Ontology annotation, molecular function: phosphatidylcholine lysophospholipase A1 activity. The transcript has 35 exons. Gene Ontology annotation, cellular component: endoplasmic reticulum. The record is from RefSeq and is a predicted model, not a curated record. The coding region runs from base 429 to 4409 and encodes 1326 amino acids.